Messenger RNA from Orbicella faveolata, 2923 nucleotides. RefSeq names its product NF-kappa-B inhibitor epsilon-like. Gene Ontology annotation, biological process: cellular response to tumor necrosis factor. Gene Ontology annotation, cellular component: cytosol. The record is from RefSeq and is a predicted model, not a curated record. Gene Ontology annotation, molecular function: NF-kappaB binding. Lineage: Eukaryota; Metazoa; Cnidaria; Anthozoa; Scleractinia; Merulinidae.
ACUGCAUCCUGUGUUGAGUCGAGGGGCAAACUAGCAGUGCUACGAUUUAUAUGUGGCUACUGGCAUUGACUAAAGCGAUAUUUUAGUGCUACAAAAUGGUGAGUGCAGCAAGUUCAGGAACAGCUUUGGAUAAAAGAUACCAAAUGGAAAUUGCCGCGGUGAAUUUUAGUAGAAAUGGACAGAUUGUGACUUCCGCUAUGCUCCCCAACUUCGAUGAUUCUAUUCAGGCGAACAAAGAUCUGAUCAAGAGAAAGCUAACCGCCAGAGUUUCCCCGAUGACGCGAGAAACACAAGAAGCUUUUGAUCCGAGUAAUCAUGCGCUAAUUGCUGGUCCAAAGAGUCCUCAUCGCUCACACAGCGCUUGUAACAAGAAAAAACUUAACGUCAGUUCGUCUACAUUUUCAGUGCCUAAACUGGCUAAAGGUAAACAGAGACUAGCAGAGAAGCGAAAAUCUGCAGCUACAAAUGUUAUUAUUCCUGCUAAAUCUGGCAAUACCAGUGUCAAUACAGACACCUUUCUUAACACACAAGACGAGCCUGUUUCUAAACGACCUCGGACAAUUUUGCCACGCACAAUGCAAGUUUCAGAACCAGAAAUACCGAGAACGCCCAUAAGCCCUGAGCCCAAGUUAAUGAGUGAUAACGUGGCAACAAUGAGUCUCUUGUCAGCUUCCGAGUGUCACUUAGCUGCACUUCAGGACGAAGAUGGCGAUACGCCACUUCACAUAGCCAUUGCACAUGGAAACACUCAGCUUGUAGAAUAUCUUAUCAACCUCAUGUCAUGUCUAACUCUGGAUAUAUACAACAACCUCAAGCAAACACCAUUACAUCUUGCAGUCAUAACAGGACAAUCUCAUAUUGUAGGAAAGCUAACAAUUGCAGGUGCAAAUGUUAACUUACCAGAUCGUAAUGGACAAACACCUGCACAUCUGGCAUGCCAGAGAUCAAGUAUUGAAUGUAUACAAGAACUUUUUAAGGGGGCAAAUAUCGUUGACCUGGAGUUACGGAACUUUAAUGGGUUUACCCCUCUUCACGAAGCUGUAUUUGCAAGUUGUCCUGAAGCUGUGGGGUGCUUGGUUAACCAUGGAGCAAAUGUGAAUUGCAAGGAUGGCAAAAGUGGCCGUACUCCUCUACAUCACGCAGUAGAAGCACAAAACAUUGAGGCGAUUCAAGAAUUACUUGAUUGUGGUGCUAAUGCGAGCGAGGGUGCCUUCUCGGGAAACACUCCACUGCAAGUGGCAAGCGGUCGGGGCAUGCAGAAUGUUAGGUUAUUACUUGAAUCAGCUUUGGGUAUCAUCAGACCGACAAGUGGCAAAAAUAAGGAGAUCACACCAGUGGUGCCAAACUAUGAAGACAGAAGGCAUGUGAUGGUCAAAAGUACUUAUGUGUAGUUAGCCCUUACUAAGCUUAUAAAUACGUACUGUAAAAUGAGUCUGAUUAGACUAUGCAUAUAUAUAUUUGUUAGUUUUCAAGACUUUGGUGGUAUGUGAAGAGAAUAUCUGCUAAUUUGGGAGAAGUUAAGGGCAUAAUCUAUUGGAUUAAGCCUGUUUCACACCAGCAACUUAUCAAUAUGACAUUACAACAAGAGCACAACAACACAUCUAGAAAAAAAAAAUCAGGAUUUUAUGAAAUACCUGUCAUUAAAUGCUUUACGUCAUGAUUAUCUUCCUGCUGCAUAUUUGUAUGUUGUUACAUUGUGAUGUUGGCACACUGGUGUUGCAAAAAAAAACAUUUUACGGGUUUGUUUUUGUUUCAAGACAAGUUUAUGUAUGAUAUGUUCAUAUAUAUGAAUUGCUUGCUGGAUACUGUCAGAAAACAAGUUUCCUCUCUGCCAGUGUGAUCUGUCCUAUCUCAGCUCCUCAUAUAUGUCCCUACUGAUCUGUUUUCAAUUUUUGUAACCACAUGAUAGUGUUGACAAAGCAUGCUUCAACAUAAUUGAUUGGGGGUAUGGAGGGGGGGGGGGGGUGGCGUGUCUCAACACUGUUACAAGUCCACAUUAAUUUUAUACAUUCACAGAAUUAUAUUGUUCUGUACAAAGAUUUGACACGUUAGGAACUAUAAAGGUUGCUUGUAAAAUAAAUUGCUUAUUGGGGUAUUUUUAAAGUAUAAUUUAUUAGUUUUAUUACUCAUUAGUAAUCAUGCCGUUUAAUGUUUAAACAGAAGCAGGCAGGAACUUAAUCAUUGCUAUGCAAUGAAAUGUGUUUGUCACUUUUUGGUGAGACAAGCUCAAUAAUACAUGACUGUAUACAUGUAUAGAACAAAGGAUUGAUGUAAAUUAGGACAUUUAUCUGGAAACCUUUCCUAGUAUGUUUUUAAAGUAUUACGAUUCUCAUAUUACACAGUUGUUAAGACUUGUUGCCAUGACAAUUAAGAAAAUGUUAUGUCAUUAUUGACAUGACAUUUGUAUUGAGUUUUUACUUUCAUAUGCUGCGUGAUCACGCAAUGAAAAAUAAACAAGAAACGGUGCUAUCAACUUUUGAACCAACAUCAAAUGUAAACCACAGCAGAGAUGUCUGUGACCUAGAUGCAUAGAUGUCAUAGAUAAGAUGCCAGCAUACAUGUACAUGUCUGUUACCGCGAUCCUCUCCGCUGUCAGGGUGGCGAAUCUCUCCACCCUCAGGGUGGAGAGGAUUGCGGGCGCACCGGAACACCCAUGGCUGGAGACUGAUCCUAUCUGUUACCCUGUGAGUAGAGGUCCCUUUGAUCUCUUCCCGACUUUUCUAGGAGGAUCAAAGGGACGUCUCUGCUCACAGGGUAAGAUGAGUGUUUGAUAUUUCAAGGCACCUUUAAGAAUUGUCAUAGACUUACAAUUAAAAUGAUACCACUAACCAAGAGGCACUCUUAAUGCAAGUACAAAUAAUAUUGAAUUGCUUUAUGUAGAUUAUAAAAAAAAUGAAUAAAAGACAAACAAUACAAAAUAUUA